Oppia nitens is the source of this 2162-nucleotide messenger RNA. RefSeq names its product protein neuralized-like. The transcript has 6 exons. Gene Ontology annotation, molecular function: ubiquitin protein ligase activity. The record is from RefSeq and is a predicted model, not a curated record. Bases 507 to 2015 code for a protein of 502 amino acids. Lineage: Eukaryota; Metazoa; Arthropoda; Arachnida; Sarcoptiformes; Oppiidae.
AAAUGGGAGCCAAUAUGAGUGCAAAUCAUAAUCAACCAAAUGUGUUGAGACAAUUGUUAAUAGUAUUCAAACGAGACUUUUUUGUUUGUGUGUCUCAUUUGAAGUAAACGAAGAAUUGGUAAAAAGCGGUGAAUCACUUGAGUUGAUAUUUGUCGGUAACAAUCAUAACAGCACAGGGAUGUGGACAACUCCCUUCCCAUCCUUAUAGACGACUUCCGCUUCUUUUUAAGUAUCUGACCCGUCCUUCCCGUACUACUAAUUCAUUGAAAAGUCAAAAGAGCUAAAUAUACAGCAAUACGAUGGGUGUGUGACUUCCGCUUAGACAUUGAUUUCAAUAGCAGUGCUCUAUUGCUGGCCUAUUGCUUGGGUGCACCCAAUCUGCGAUAUAUAUAUAUACCCAACAGUUCUCACAAAACUGAAGGACAGUAGACUUUGUGUGUCGAAUAACUCAACGACUCAUAUAUUUGUGUUAUAUUUAUAAUUAAUUUUUCGUUAAUCAAAACAAUAUGAAAAUAUUAAAGAGAAUUAAAAGAAUUGCUUGUUCACCGAAACUGCGAGGACAUCAUGAGUCGGGAACAAACAAUUUACCGCCCAUUUUGUUUCACUCGAUUCACGGCGAGAACGUCCGUAUUUCUCCUGACUGUACAGUCGCUCAAAGAAGUGAUAGCUUCUGCAAAGGCAUUUGCUUCAGCAACCGUCCCAUUCGUGUCAAUGAAAGAGUUUGCAUAAAAUUUAAAGACAUUUCUCAGAGCUGGAGUGGAGCCAUACGUUUCGGAUUUACAUCUAAUGAUCCCUUAACUUAUAGAUCAAGUUUACCAAAGUAUGUCUGUCCAGACUUAACCAAUAAACCGGGCAAUUGGGCCAAAGCUUUGGGUGAAAGAUUUGCUGUUAAAGACUAUAUAUUAUACUUCUAUUACAAUGAAUUGGGUGACGUUCACUAUGGCAUCAAUGGUGAAGAAAGAGGAAUUUUCUUCAGUGGUGUUUCUUCCAACUGUUCUCUUUGGGCACUCAUUGACAUAUAUGGUAAUACUGUUGAGAUUGAAUCGGUUGAUCCUCGACAGCAGAUUAGUUGUCGUCGCAAUAGCCUUGAAGUCGAUACAAUUAUUCCAAGUCUUUCAACGAUUGAUAUUAAUCGAGAAAAUCGGGAACCAUUGCCUCAGGUUUACAGAGACACUCAUUUUCAGUCCUUUCCAUUUCAUAAAACAAAAGGAUGUAAUAUUAGACUAUCAAAUGACAGAUGUAUAGCUGAACGAAAUAAUAGCCAUUAUUGUCAGGGAUAUGUAUUCUCUGAAAGGCCAUUAAGAUUGGGUCAAAAAAUGGUUCUUCAAGUGUUACAAACCGAUGAAUUAUAUGCCGGAAGUUUAGCCUUUGGGUUAACAACAUGUGACCCAUCGACUAUCAAUAGCAAUGAUUUGCCUGAAGAUCCACACCUAUUACUCGACAGAUCUGAAUAUUGGGUUGUUGUCAAAGAUGUAGCAAAUGCUCCUCAAGCUGGUGAUGAACUGGCCAUCAGAAUGACCCAAAAUGGUGAAGUCCAGCUCAUGAAGAAUAGACAACCGGUUCACACACUAAUGCACGUCGACUCCACUCAAACAAUGUGGCCUUUCUUUGAUCUCUACGGCAGUACUAUUAAAAUGAAAGUUUUGGGCAUUUGUGAUAACGAAACGCCUGAAAACAUUGGAAAUUCGGCUCAAGUCUGUAAUUCACGAAAUAAUCAACAAAUGAGUCGAUCUCUUAAUACAAACAAUAAUAAUAAUAGCAGUAAUUUAACUGUAAGAAUGCCUAACAAUUCUCCCAAAUUGACGAAUACUAAUAAUAAUAGCAAUUCUGACUCAUUGAAUGCAAUUGGCAAUGAGUGCAAUGUUUGCUAUGAACAGACAAUCAAUAGUGUACUUUACACGUGUGGACACGUGUGUAUGUGCUAUGAAUGUGCAGUCAAACAAUGGCGAGGACCCGGACAGUGCCCCAUAUGUAGAGCCACUAUCAGAGAUGUCAUCCGAACCUAUUGGUCUUAAUUGUUUGCUUAUCUCUCAACACUAUUCAAUCAAAUUUUAUCAAUUUAUAAGUUGUGCUUCGAGUCAAUAAUAAUAAUAAUAAUAUCUAUUUAAUUGUUUUAUACAUUAAUUUCAUAAAUAGAGUUUUUCUUUAAAGAAAUUAUAAUU